This is a messenger RNA of Chara braunii, 1863 nucleotides long. The record is from the annotation of a GenBank genome assembly. NCBI's taxonomy places the organism in Eukaryota, Viridiplantae, Streptophyta, Charophyceae, Charales, Characeae.
UCAGUUCGAAGGUGAAACGAGUACCACCCGUUGCCCCGCACUCAGUAACCACCAACACAGGAGAGCGGGGGCAAGAGGAGGAGAAAAGGGAGGAGAAGCAGAAAGAGAAGGAAAAGAAGGGAGCCAAAGGCGAAAGAGAACGAAGAAGAAGAAGACGACAAAUAAGCAGCAGCAGCAGAAGAAGGUGUUGGUCGGCGUAAAGAAGAAGACCAAGGAGUUCUGGGGAACGACGACGACGACGACGACGACGAAGAAGAAGAAGAAGAAAAAGAAGAAGAAGAAGAAGAAGAAGUUGCGGCGGGAGGAGAAGAAUGUAGAAGAAGAAGAAGGAGAAGAAGAAGAGAAUCGCAAAGACAAAAAGAGUCACAAGGAGAGAGGGAGUUGCGUAUAGGAGGAGGGAGGAGGAAGAUCGAGUAGAGGAAAAUAAAUAUGAAUGGUGGAGGAAGUUUUGCGGGGAAGUAGAGGAGGGCAACCGCCGAAUAGGGAAGGGAAGAACGAGCAGGCGGCGGAAAGAGGAGAAUCAGCCAGGAAGAAACACACGGGUGUCGGAAAACCUAAGAAGAAAUAGAAGGAAGAGUAAGACGAAGGAGGAGGAGAGAAAGGAGCAGGAAGAGACAAAGGAGGAAGAAGAGUUAAGGAAGGGCAGCGCAACUGCGCUAGAUCUCCAUCUCCAGAGAUGGACACCGGUACAACACGAAUGGGUAGCCGAUCGUCGACGCGGCAUGGUCCAGUGACGGUCUUUACAGGGCGGGUUCGCAAAUGGCAAAAAAAAUGGGCCAGGUCUGGAGCCACGGACAGGAUCCAGGUCUAUAAAUGGGUCCCACUGACGCCUGUUCCAGCGUCGGCAGCCGGAAACAGAGAAGAAGAGCCUGAGCAGGUGCGGCCUCACUCAGUGAAAUAUGUGCCGGUUUCGAUAAUGAUUGCCAAGAAACAAGAAGAGGCGGCAAAUGCAGCCAAGGAGGCUGCCCUGAGGGCAGCAGAGAAGAACGUGGAGAAAGAAAAGGCGGCAGAGAGGGAAAAGGAAGAACAGAAGGAUGAGAAAGGAAUCACAGUGGAAGAUGAUGAUGACGCCAUGGAAGUCGAGACAACGAAAGAGAAAGAGCAGGCCGUUACAGAGGAAGAACUCAGGAAGGCUGCUGGAGGGGAGGAGGAGCGGGAGGAGCGGGAGGAGCGGGGGGAGCGGGAGGAGCGGGGGGAGCGGGAGGAGCGGGAGGAGGGAUGGGAAAAGGAGCGGGAAAAGGAGGAGUGGGAGGAGGAGUGGGAGCAGGUGCGGGAGGAGCGGGAGGCGAAAUGCGAAGGGGCGGAGGAGCCAGGGGUGGAGGAGGAGAAGCGGGAGGAGCACGAGGACGAGUGGGAGAAGCGGCAGGAGGAACGGGGGAAAGAGCAGGGGAAGCAGCGAAAGAAGGAGAAGCAGCAGGGGCGAGAGCGGGAGCAGGAGGAGGAGGAGGAGGAGGAGAGGGAGGAGCAGCAAGAGAACGAGCGGGAGCGGGGCUAUGGCGUGAUCUUUGUCACGUUGUUUGGCGGAGGAGUGGGAGGGGGAGGGGGAGGAGGAGGAGGAGGAGUGGGAGGAGCGGGAGGAGCGAGAGGAGGCGUGGGAGAAGGAGCGGGGAAGGAGCGGGAGCGGGGCUAUGGCGCGGGAAGAGGAGCAGGAGGAGGGGGAGGAGGAACGGGGUGAAAAGCAGGAGAAGCAGCGGAAGGAGGACGAGCAGCAGGAGGAGCGGGAGGAACAGCAACAGAGGGAGCGGAAGAAAGAGAGGGAGGAGGAGCGGGAGAAGGAGCGGGAGUGGGGCUAUGGCGGGAUCUUUGUCAUGUUGCUUGGUGGAGGAGGAGUGCCUUUUUUCACAAUCAAACAUAAAUGCUCUU